Messenger RNA from Ostreobium quekettii, 402 nucleotides. The record is from the annotation of a GenBank genome assembly. Lineage: Eukaryota; Viridiplantae; Chlorophyta; Ulvophyceae; Bryopsidales; Ostreobiaceae.
AUGGAUAAAACGCAAGCAUUUAGGCUGGCGCUGCGACGGAAGGGUCUUGGCUUGGGAAUGGCAGAGGCAGAGCUUCUAAGGUUGACUUCAGCGGCCAUCUUGAAGCCCAUCGCUGGCAAAUCGGCUUUCAGCAAGGCAGCUGCCCAGGUGGCAGAGAACAUUGAGGAAGUAAAGUCUUUUGUCAGGAAGCAUAAGAGAGAAUAUACACAGCAAGGAAUUGGCUGUGCUGCUGAUCGAAUAGAGCAGGAGGUCGGCUUGUUUGUCAAGGCAUGCUCUGCACGAAUUGAGCAACUCAACAAGAUUGUGGCCACUGAACUACAGGAAGGGCGGGCGGUAAACCAUCAGAAGGGCAACGAGCAGACAAUGGCACACUGCCUUGGUGUGAGUAGGUCCUCAUAUUGA